AUGGCAAGAGAAAUCCCAAACGGCGCGUCGAUCGGCAUCAUCGCCAACCCCGCUGCCGGCCGCGACAUCAGGCGCCUCGUCGCCCAGGCAUCGGUGUUCCCGAUCGCCGAAAAGCGCAACAUGAUCACGCGCAUCUUCUCGGCCCUUGGCGCGGUCGGCGUCGGCACCUGCUACUUGAUCCCCGACGAGAGCGGCAUCGCCGCCCGGGUGAAGCGGGCAAUCGAGCUCGGCCCGCCCGAGGGCCAGGUCUGGCCCGAGGUGAAGUUUCUCGACAUGCCGAUCGAGGAAUCGCCUGCCGAUACGCUCGAGGCCACCGCCCGCAUGGUGGAGUUGGGCGUCGGCGGAAUCAUGGUGCUCGGCGGCGACGGCACCAACCGGCUGGUCGCCCAGGCCUGCGACGGCGUGCCGCUGACCUCGCUCUCCACAGGCACCAACAACGUCUUCCCCAUGAUGCGCGAAGCGACCAUCGCGGGCCUCGCGGCCGGGCUGGUGGCGACCGGCGCGCUAUCGCGUGACGAGGCGUCCCGCCGCAACAAGGUGCUCCGGGUGACGGUCAACGACGCACCGCGGGACAUUGCGCUCGUCGAUGUUUGCGUCAGCGGCGCGGCGUGGACCGGCGCGAAGGCGCUCUGGCGGGCCGACGCGCUCGACCAGCUGUUCGUGACCUUCGCCGAGGCCGAUGCCAUCGGCCUUUCCUCGAUUGCCGGCCUCGUGCGCCCGGUCUCGCGCGAUGCGCCGACCGGCGUCGCCCUCGAUCUGAGCGCGGUACCGGAGGCGGCGCGGACGGUUUCGGCACCGCUCGCGCCGGGGCUGAUGGCGGAUAUCGGGAUCGAGAGGGUGUUCGACCUGGAAGCCGGCGUGGCGCACCCGAUUCGGCUUCCACGCGGCAUGGUGGCGCUCGACGGCGAGCGUGAAAUCGCCUUCGGGCCCGAAGACCGGGUGGCGGUGGUGCUGGAGCCUGACGGGCCGAUUACCGUGGAGAUCCCCCGGGCGAUGGAGCUCGCAGCCCGGAGCGGACUGUUGGAACAGGCAGCGGCUGCGCGUCUACCCGCGUGA
Molecule: messenger RNA, 1056 nt
Organism: Geodia barretti
Lineage: Eukaryota; Metazoa; Porifera; Demospongiae; Tetractinellida; Geodiidae
Source: the annotation of a GenBank genome assembly